CCCCUCACUGACACGACCCGGGGCAUGGGCAGUGCUCUAAAACCGUGAACAUGGAGCUAAAUACUGCAAACAUGAAGCGCUGUGAUGGAAUUUUGUGCAAGAAUUAUGUCCAGGAAUUUAAUAAAAUCUCUGCAACAGACCCUCCAGCUGGUUGCACUUGUAAAACAGCAGACAUUCCCAGCAGGCGUUAUUUGGGACACCGGAGGAGCGUCGCAGCACUCAACAGUUCUGCUUCGUCGCUGGGGUUUCUCUGCAAGUCAGUUUGGAGAUGGUCCAGGGGGCCGUGCUCUGUCUGUCCGUCUCCCUCCUGCUGGGGGUCUGCCUCCCAGCAGAGGGAGCAGAGGCAGCGGGGCCUCUUCCUACUCUCUCCCCUGAACAGUCCUCUGGGGAAACAGAUUUGGAGUGGGGCUCUGGAUCUUCCUUUCUGCACCUGCUCCACAGCUUCCCCGCUGACAGCCCCUUCAUAACAGAGACCCCAGGAAAACCAGUGAACUGCAGCCAGCGCUUCUGGUUGCCACCAUCCUCCGCAAUCUGCUGGGAAAACAUAGCCGGACCCGAGGAGUUUGCCAGGUCCCGUCUGCUUGUUCUCCAGAACAGGGCUUCCCUGCAGGCUGUGUCCACCACCAGCGGGGUGGAAGAGGGCGGGAUCUCCUAUGAACACCAAGCCAGAGAGGAGGUUCAGGGGAUCCAUUCGGACCACCUGAGUGUGGUGGAAACUAUGCAGACCAUGGAGAAGGUGUUUGUGUCUCUGGAGGAGACAAGGAAGGAGGGGAAGGAGCAGGGGGUCUUCACAAGCAUGAAGAAGCAUCUUGCCAAAACAAGAGAAGCCAUAAGUGGAAGAGAGCACAUGGCAAACAUCCUGGAGAAUCAUUUUUCUACUUUAGAGAAUACUCUGCUUAACAUGCAGCUUCGACUCAACAAAUUCAUCCAACACUGACAAGGACCGGUUGCCUUUUUCUUCCCCUAUUUGAGCUGUAUUUAUAGAUUCAUGAAUUGCACAACAAUGUAGCAAAUGCAUGCAUGCCCAGGAUUGUGUUAGUCUUUACUAUGAGCACAAAAUAUGCAGCUUGUCAUCAAAACACCUUCAAGUAACAUGUGUAAACUGGAAUCAGCAGAUAAAUAAACCUCACAUAAUCAGGGAGAUUUGAAGAAUAUGUAGCUGUUAAAUCACGUUUUACUUUUGCAGACAUGUUCCACAUGUAGAUGUUAUGGUCACGCCAACAGCCUCUAGUAAAACCGCAAGACACUUUUGAAGCUUGGAACAGAAUAACCGACUUGUUUAACGCAUCAUUCAACAUUAAUAAAAUGCAUUUUCAUACUCUCCAAGGUUGUGGUGUAAAAUACAUGAAUAUGAAUGAUCAGACAGCAUGAAUCUUUAUUUUAAUAUCAAAUCUAAACAAUUAAUUUGUAAAUGCACAAGUAUGAUGCAUUGUCAGCUGUUAUAUACACUUUAAAUAUUCACAUCUAUUAGGCCAAGUCUGAAUUUAUAUUUGGAAAAGACGCAACAUGUUCAGUUGCUUUGACGCUGGAAAAAAAAAGCAGUAUUUGUAUUUAUGAUAAACUAAUCAUGACUAAAACAUGACAAGAACUUUAAAAAACUAUCAUGUAUAA
Messenger RNA from Cottoperca gobio, 1611 nucleotides. RefSeq lists its product as uncharacterized. Lineage: Eukaryota; Metazoa; Chordata; Actinopteri; Perciformes; Bovichtidae. Bases 269 to 937 code for a protein of 222 amino acids. The record is from RefSeq and is a predicted model, not a curated record. The transcript has 5 exons.